AUGGCUGAGGGGCUGGUCAUGCAGGUGGACCCUGUCUUCUCAAUCAGAGGGACCCACCUGAGCGGACAACUGGGCUCUCAGAACCAGGAUGGGGCCAAUGUGAGGAGUGAGUACUGUCCAGAGCUGCUGAUGAGACGAGGAGGCGAGUUGAGCUUUGAGGAGCUGCGAGCUGAAAGAUACUUUCAGAUCAAAGACAGAGAGAUAGAUGAGAAAAUGAAACACGUGAAGAAGACGAGGAAGCAGCUGUCGCAGGUGCUGGAGGAGAAGGACAGACUGUACCUGUUUUUGAGGAGCCAGAUGCAGGUGCCUUGUGAAGCCUCCAGCUCUCAUACCAGUGACUGCGGCAGACCUCCAGCUGCUGCCUCCUUCCAGAUCCAUGUUGAGGACCCAUCCCAGCCUGCUCCAGGUCCAGGUGCUUUGGUUCCAUCUGGAGUCUCUCAGCAGAGCUGCGCACAGACCAGCCCUGUGAUCCAGUUUGGACUCUGCUCAGCUUCUGAAGCAAAUCAUCAUGAAUGGAUGACUGAGGACCAGACUCCGGCUCACUCUCACCCUCCGUCUAUCCCUGAGAGACCAGGGUCCAAAAUCCCAGUGCUGAGUCCCAUUGAGGAAACCAGUCUGUCUGCUGGAAACCACAGUUCUCUGGAAGACUACCAGGACCUGGAGGUCCGUGGUGCAUCUCCAGGCUGUGCACUGACUGCUGGAGCUUCUGUGGAUCCAUGUGAUCCCGAUGUGCGGUCGCAGCUUCUGGAGCUCUGUGAUGUUGCUUCCUCUCCCGACCUUCACUCGGAGGGUGGCCACCUCCCGGCUUUGGAGGAAAGCAGCUGUGUGCAGCUGGGGGGCAACAUCUACGUGAGCUUGUCCAAAGUGGUGGAUAGAGGAAACUUCUGUGUUUACAAAGGAGUUAAAGAUACUGACAACGUGCUCAUUAAGGUGGACAGCUGCUCUGUUCCCUGGGACUUCCAUCAGUUCAGUCGCCUGAAAAAGAGCUUGCCCAAAGCCAACGACCUCCCUCAGGUCAGCUGCUUUGUGUUCUUGGACGGCUGCAUCACAGUCUACACCGGCCUUCUGGAUCACGUGUUUACAGAGCGGAGCGAGUGUGAACCCAGUGAUUUGACUGUGGUCCCCCGAGCCAUCGGUCUGCUGCAGAUGGUGUCGCAGCUGCACUCCAGCAGGCUGCUGCACGCCGCGCUGCAGCCGCACACUCUUGCCUGUUUUUACAGUGGGGUCGGCAGAUUGGUGGUCUUCCCAGUAGACUGGUCCUUCUCUGUGGACCUGGACCUCCAGCACAAUGUCACAUCAGCCCAGCAGCUCCCUUCAGCCCUGUCCUACAUCAGACUGGGUCUCCUGGACCCGACGGCUUCCCCACAGCUGGUGGACUUGGUAGGUGUGGCUGAGACGGUCCAUCUUCUCCUGACCAACAGUAAGAUGCUGCCGGUGAAGGACGACCAAGGCUGGACAGCAGAGCAGUUCAGUGGACGUGAACACUGCGACAGGUAUUCCAGGAUGUGGCAGACGUUUUUCCGGGCGUUGUUGAACGUGGAUGGUCCUUCGUCACAGUCAGUCGUGUCGGUGCUGAUAGAGCAGAUGUUGGCACUUUACCACUAAAACCUUAAGAUGUUUGUGUUGUCUGUCCCCUUUCUUAAUCACACAAAGUGGAAUUAAAAGCUGUUGUCAAUAA
Betta splendens (Siamese fighting fish) is the source of this 1678-nucleotide messenger RNA. RefSeq names its product BUB1 mitotic checkpoint serine/threonine kinase Ba (gene bub1ba). The transcript is spliced from 12 exons. The record is from RefSeq and is a predicted model, not a curated record. Gene Ontology annotation, molecular function: protein kinase activity. Gene Ontology annotation, biological process: meiotic sister chromatid cohesion, centromeric; mitotic spindle assembly checkpoint signaling. NCBI's taxonomy places the organism in Eukaryota, Metazoa, Chordata, Actinopteri, Anabantiformes, Osphronemidae. The coding region runs from base 1 to 1605 and encodes 534 amino acids.